AUGGACGCCCCAGAGCCUGAUACCCCUUUCUCGGCCGUCACGGCGCAGACGACAAAGUACGGAAGGAUGUUCCAAGCCUACCUCGAUAAAUCGACACCUUUCACCGCAUACCGAUGGAUUGGUACUGGCGUCUUAUUUGUGCUAUUCGCAAUCAGAAUAUUCGUUGCGGAGGGGUGGUACAUCGUCGCAUACUCGCUCGGUAUCUACCUCCUGAAUCUCUUCCUCGCCUUCAUAUCACCCAAGUUUGACCCCUCACUGGAGCAAGAUGAGGGCAUGGAAGAUGGCACCUCGGGCUUGCCUACAAAAGAAGAAGAUGAGUUCCGGCCAUUCGUGCGCCGCCUGCCAGAGUUCAAGUUCUGGUAUGCGUGCACCAAGGCAAUUACCAUAGGUUUCUUGUGCAGUUGGUUUGAGGUCUUCAACCUGCCAGUUUUCUGGCCGGUUCUGGUGGUCUACUGGCUGAUUCUAUUUGGCUUGACCAUGAGGCGACAAAUCCAGCACAUGAUCAAGUACCGCUACGUCCCCUUCACCGUUGGCAAGACCCGCUACCCUGGCGCCGCGAAAUAA
This is a messenger RNA of Didymosphaeria variabile, 564 nucleotides long. RefSeq lists its product as uncharacterized. Bases 1 to 564 code for a protein of 187 amino acids. NCBI's taxonomy places the organism in Eukaryota, Fungi, Ascomycota, Dothideomycetes, Pleosporales, Didymosphaeriaceae. The transcript is spliced from 4 exons. Gene Ontology annotation, cellular component: Golgi membrane. Gene Ontology annotation, biological process: protein retention in ER lumen; retrograde vesicle-mediated transport, Golgi to endoplasmic reticulum. The record is from RefSeq and is a predicted model, not a curated record.